AUGUCGUACUUUUACCCAUCGGCCGAGUACGCCGAAGACCAGCCAUUGGCACGAACGAUUCUCACCACCCACGUCCUCAGCCGUGGCUUCCAGCUUGGCAGCGCGAUCGGCUUGCUGAACAGCGGUGCGGCAGUCCUUUUCAAACGUCGAUCCAUGACCGCACCCUUUCUUCUCCGCUCCGCAGGUACGGGGGGAAUCAUCGGGACUGGAAUAGUGGGAGUUGGCAUGAUCGCUCGGAUGUGGGGCCGAGAGGAGAUCGAAUGGAAAGAUCGCAGUUGGCGUUUACGGUACAACUCCGGCCAGGUGGACGUUGACAACUGGAGUGAACCGGCUGCAGCUCUGGGAGUCCUUGCGGUAGCUUCACGGCGGUUGACGGGACCUCUGACAGGGGGUUGGCGUGGACUUGCUGGCGGGGCUGGUAUUGGAUCGUUGAUCGGGGUCGUUGGGUGUAUGUGUGUAUCGAGCAUUUUGCCAAAGCAAAGCAAGUAA
Penicillium lagena is the source of this 489-nucleotide messenger RNA. RefSeq lists its product as uncharacterized. Lineage: Eukaryota; Fungi; Ascomycota; Eurotiomycetes; Eurotiales; Aspergillaceae. The record is from RefSeq and is a predicted model, not a curated record. The coding region runs from base 1 to 489 and encodes 162 amino acids. The transcript has a single exon.